AUGACAUCUCUGAUUGGCAACACCAUGAUCAUCCUUUUGGUGUGUGGUGACUACCGUCUGCAUUCACCCAUGUAUUUCUUUGUAGCCAAUCUUUCUUUCCUUGAAGUUGCCAUCACCUCCACAGUGGUACCUAAGAUGCUAGCUAACACAUUAUCCCUAACAAGAUCAAUAUCCUUUGUGGGAUGUCUUACUCAGUCUUUCUUCUACUUCCUUCUGGGAUCCACAGAAUUCUUCAUCCUGGCCGUCAUGUCUUUUGAUCGAUAUAUUGCCAUUUGCAACCCACUGAGGUAUGCCAUAAUCAUGAAUAAACAGACAUGCAUAUUCUUGCUUCUAGGAUCUUAUGUGGGUGCAUUAUUGUCAAUUUUAGUGCCAUCUAUCUUAACUGCUCUUCUUCCCUUUUGUGGGCCAAAUAUAAUCAAUCACUUUUUUUGUGACAGUGGCCCAGUGCUAAAGCUGGUGUGUGCAGACAUUUCUCUGGUUGAGGUGGCUGACUUUAUCUCCUCUGCUGUGUUGCUCUUGGGCUCUUUGCUCCUGACAGGAGUGUCUUACCUGUACAUUAUUGUUACUAUCCUUAGAAUUCCCUCUGCCCAGGGACGACAGAAAGCUUUCUCCACCUGUGUUUCACAUAUCACUGUAGUGACACUUUAUUACGGAAGCUCCAUCUUUAUCUAUGUCCGCCCAAAAAAGGAAAAUGUGAUGGAUGUUAACAAAUUUGCCACAGUGCUGAACACCAUUGUAACGCCAAUGCUGAACCCUUUCAUCUACAGCCUUCGAAAUGAGAAAGUCAAAGAAUCCCUGAGUGAAGCCUUCAAAAAAUGUGUAGGGAUGGUGACAAAUUCAAGAGCUUUAAGAUCUGAAAAAUAA
This is a messenger RNA of Lutra lutra (Eurasian river otter), 864 nucleotides long. Its product is annotated as olfactory receptor 6M1-like. Gene Ontology annotation, biological process: G protein-coupled receptor signaling pathway. Lineage: Eukaryota; Metazoa; Chordata; Mammalia; Carnivora; Mustelidae. The coding region runs from base 1 to 864 and encodes 287 amino acids. Gene Ontology annotation, cellular component: membrane. Gene Ontology annotation, molecular function: G protein-coupled receptor activity; olfactory receptor activity. The record is from RefSeq and is a predicted model, not a curated record. The transcript has a single exon.